UGUCGUCAAAUAUAAUAAUUGACACAAGUCCUUCAGAACAUCACAUCCUCCUAUUUAUCUAGAAUUAAACUUUCUUUCUUAUCCUAGGUGGACCAAUCUGAAUAAAUUCAACAGAAAAAAUACGGGUAGAUGUUUAUGUAAGAAAGCUUAAUCAUAUUUGAUACUUUUUCAUGUCAAAUUUACCAUGUAAAUUUUGUAAAUUUGUAAUUUUCUCUGUUUAACGGGGGCUCGCGGGCCUAAAUCAAUUUUUUUAUAUAGGAUUUCGCUAUAUUUUUCAAUUAAUUAACUUUAUCAUAUAAUUAUUCCAAAAAUAAAAUAAAAUGGGGUCACCGUUCAAUUAAGCUCACCAUCUGCCUUCGAAAGAAGCAUACAUAUUUGUAAAGGAACUUUUUUCUGUUGAACUAAUAGGAGAAAUAGAGGUAAUAUCGGAAUAAAACAAUUACAGAAAUCGCUUAGAUUUUGUAAUAGUUAGGUCAACUACAGCUUUAUCAAAAAAAUAAUAAUAAUAAACAUAUGUCAACGAUGGGGUAAAAAAAAAAUAUUUCAUUGUUUUCCAAAAUGGGAAAGGGAGACAAUUUUGGGCUUUAUCAAUGGUACAUUCAAAGGCAUUUGGGGCAAAACCAAAUUGAUUUUUUAAUUGGUUGAUAUUUGUACCAUAUGAUAAAGUAACAACAAAUAAAUAAAAAAACAUAUACAAAUGUAUGCAAUAUUUAUGUAACACAUAAAUAACAAAUAAUUUAACAAAAAUCAGCUCGUGAAUAUUUUUUAAAACCAAAAAGUUAUGUAUUUCUAUCGAAAGGAACCAUACGUCCUCAAAUCCGUAUUUUGGGGAAAUAUUUGAAGUUUGAACAUCUUUUUACUCAAAAGGUAGCAAAUGAGGUAUACUUUUUAUUACAUAUUUGAUUUAAUCAAGUAAAAUAUAGCUUACAUGCAAAUUUUCAUCAAAAUUUAAAUACGGGAUCAAAACUGCACCCUUAAGAACAAAAUGCAUAAGGACUGACUUGAAUUUGAAAGAUUUAUUACUGAAAACUACUUAUUGCAAACACACAAUUUUUCACAAAAUUAAGUUUAAUUGUAACUCUUUUUAAAUUCAUUGAUAUAUUACAUUUGUAUCACAUGUUUUUGGAAUAAUUUCAGAACUAGAUUGAAACGUGAUUGAAACUUCAAAAGAAUACAUCAUUUAGUUAUAAAGAGGGAAAAAAUACCUUGACUCACUGAAUAUCUGUUAUUCAUAUUUAAAACGAUAAGAGAUAAUAAAGUACAACUACUAGCAUGACUCACUAAACAUCAAGAUUAAAGAAAUUAGGAAUAAUAAUAAAAUGGUGUGAUUAUUUUAAAUAUAGAAUAGAUGUUUUUAUCGAAAUAAAUAUAGAAAUGGGAUAAGUUAAAAUGUAUAAAUAACAUUUUAAGUUAGUUAACUUUAGAUUUAUGAGUUUGACUGUCCCUUUGGUAUCUUUCGUUCCUCUUUUUCAGAGGUUAGGGGACCAUUUGUUAUUAUUGUACACAUUCCUUGAACUUAGUUUAAUUAUUGUUAUUUUACGGGUUGUUGUUAUAAGUAUACUGCUGCAUAAUAAACUUCCGUUAAAUGACAAAUUUAAAUUUAAAUUUUACGUAUAACUAUAAAUAGAGAGGAAUAUGAUGAAGGAAAUUUUCAACGGUUCACAUUGAUAGAUGCGUAUCGACCUUGAUUGAUUUAGUACAAAAAUGCCUUCGAAACCAACAGGUCAAGAAGAGAAUAAAUGUUUUGACCAAAACCUUUCAUUACGUGGUCAGCAAAUUGAUCACGCAGCUGGACCAAAGUAUUUAGAAAAUGAUGUGGAAAACUGUGCAUUUCAAGACGAUUUCCUAUUACAAGUUUCAGUUGACAAUGCCGAGCAAAGGGACAAACUAGCAAAGGCAAACACUCUUUCAAGUAGACAGUCAAUAUUGUGCAUGAAACCUAACACCAACCCAAAACAACGCCCAUCAUCUAUAAAUGACGAUUCAAAUUCAUAUAUUGAACCUUCUGAACACGUUUUGACAGAAAGUACAAGUUUUAACAGUACAAGUAAUAUACCAAAGAGCAACAAGACUGUAUCAGAAAACUGUAAUUCAAAUUAUGUACAUAUUGCAAGUGUUCACAAGAACGAGAAAAAAGUUGAUACAUCUGCCGAAGAUGAUAACAAAUAUAGCCGACGAGAGGAAAUAUCAACUGCGAAAAAGGGCGAUAGAACUGAGGAACUACUUCUUGAUGACGACAGAGGUAAAGAAAAACAUAACGGUCGACCUAUUCGUGUGAUUACUAUGACCUGUAAACAACUCAUUGUCAUAUCCGUAGUCAUGGAUGUCGUAAUUCUAGCAUUGGUUUCAGUAGUUAUCUUUCUUUGUAUACGAGAUCGUGAAUUAAAUCUCACUAAAAUAACCUCCAGUGGAAAGACAAGCAAUAUCAAGACUUCUACUUUAUAUGUUAACUGGGAUGACACCAACACUGUAGAUUCCAACCAAUAUGUUAAUAUUACAUUGUUAGCAGAAAAUCGAAAUAAGUUCAUUAGCGUAGAAAGGGACAUCAUUAAUAUUAACCUUAAUGGAACAUAUGGACUGUACUUGUCUUUAAAUAUCGACAUACCAAAUAUACAGGGAAUGGCAUUUAACGAAUCAAUAAGGAACACAUCACUCAUUUGCCUUAAAACCAACCGAUAUGAUUUCCUAUGUCAACGUCAAAGGUCACUUCCAAAUACAGCAUGUACUGUGUCUAUCAAAGGUGUUUUUCCGCUAUGGGAAGGAGACAAGAUAUGGGUAAGUGUGAUGGGAAUCAAUCAAAUUUAUAAAAGCAAAGCUAACAAUCGUCUCGUUAUAAUUAAACAUCCUCUUUUCUGAUAUAAAGUCAAGGUAGAGCGUAUGUAGAAUUCCGAUGUGGGUUGCGCAUAUACGAAUAGAAACCAGGAGCUACGAACACUUAUCAAUGCAAGAACAGCGUUGCAAUAUUUCCGAUAGUAAGAUGGAUACUGAGAAACAUGUUCUACUUGAAUGUCCGCUUAAUGAAGAUUUGAGGAACUAACUUUUUGAAUACAUUAACAGUGAAGAUAAGAAUUUUUACAUGUAUACGACUCUUGAGAAACUGUCUAUUGUGUUGGGGUGCUCAAAUGUGAAUGGUAUUAUAUAAUAAUGUGCCAAAACCUUAAAAUAUAUUAUAGACAGUAGACGACGUUUUUUAAAAGUUUUCAGUUUUUUUACACAGUACAUAGGUUUUUUUUUAUGAUUUUUUUACUUUGUGUCUUUCAUAAUUCUUUUAAGAAUGGCUUUACUAUCUAUUUAUGUUUUUAUUUUUUUGUAAUAUAUGUAUAUAUUUUUUAUGUGUAACUAAAAAGGAGCAAAACACAUUAUACCAAGAUAUAAGACGAAUAAUGAAAUUACCGGCAAAUCAAUCUUCCCAUAGAAUUUGUCCAGAAAAGAUGCAUAAUGUAGUUUGGUAAAUAAACAAAGGUCGAUAGCUUUUUGAAGAGCAUAAAUGUAUUAAGCUGUUUGACACUAAAACAACAUAUAUGUUUAUUGAAGCGUCUUUAUACGAAAUGUUAGCUUGUUGGGUUUUAUUAAAGCUUUUCUUCGGAAAUUUAAAAAAAAAAAUCUGGUUGUUUACACAAUAUUUUUUUCAUGAUCAUAUUGUAAUUGUGAUAUAUUACUUAGCUAUUGAUUUAUAUAAAACUGAUUGGCAUAUUAAGUUGGUUUCAAAUGAAUAUGCCAAACAACGUACUUAUACAUUAUUAUAAAAACAGAAUUAAAGGUAGAAAAUUAUAUUUGUAAAACCAUUGCAAGGAAAUAUAGAAGUGCCUUUGUAAAAAUUCGCUGUGGUGUUGCGCCCCAAAAAUUGAAACGGGCCGGUAUCAGAACUAACCUAUUAAUUAAAAAAUAUGUUUUGAUUGUAAUGAUGAUACCAUUGAA
Messenger RNA from Mytilus trossulus (common blue mussel), 3918 nucleotides. RefSeq lists its product as uncharacterized. Lineage: Eukaryota; Metazoa; Mollusca; Bivalvia; Mytilida; Mytilidae. Gene Ontology annotation, molecular function: protein binding. The record is from RefSeq and is a predicted model, not a curated record. The transcript is spliced from 2 exons. The coding region runs from base 1705 to 2856 and encodes 383 amino acids.